Molecule: messenger RNA, 1511 nt
Organism: Suillus subalutaceus
Lineage: Eukaryota; Fungi; Basidiomycota; Agaricomycetes; Boletales; Suillaceae
Exons: 8
Coding region: 282-1355 (357 amino acids)
Molecular function (GO): protein binding
Source: RefSeq, a predicted model, not a curated record
UAAUGACGCCCAACCCAAUCUCCAAAAAAUAAUACUAUGACUCUGGUAAUUCUGUUCAAGCGUCCUCGGGUUUGGAAACCCUAAGUCUUCUCUACAAUGGAGAGAUAAAAGCGCUGUUGACCUCCGACCCUCCGUAGCCUCACUUCUCUCCGUCAGUUCUGACGGUAUUUUGUUGGUGUAACAAAAUUGUAAGGCUCGCCUAGUCCGACAAUUCGCGCCUACACGCGGACCAUAACGGCCCCCUCCUAUUGCCAAGGUGAUCCAUCAGACCGUGACUACCUAUGGAAUCAGAAACGCCACGCGUUUCAUUCAUCACCAUCGUAGACUUCUCUGAGGAUGCUCGAUGGCUAUUCCUUACCGAAUCAGUCUCCGACCUCCUGGGCUUUGAACCCCGCGAGUUAAUAGGCCGCUCUGCUUUGGAACUUGCACAUCCAGACGAGUUCUCUCAGGUAAAGCAGAUGCACUAUGAUACUAUCCGAGAAGACAAAGCCGCUGCUCUCGCAUAUCUCCGAUUAAAGCAUAAAGAUCCCUUCAAAGGAUACAUUCUUUGUGCGAUCUCUCGGACCGUCGUGCACAACGUUAUAGUAGGGAGCGUAUCGUUUGCUACACCAGGCGGAAAGGCGCUCCAGAAUACUUCUACUGCGCAAGAAGUUGAAGUCGUCACACCUUCUGCGAAGAACUUCGAACUUAGGCGGUGGGGCGACCCGUCACCGAUGACGUUUAAUCCUAGUAUACCCGACCUCACUUCACCGGCUGCCUGCCCUUCCACGGAUAUGGACUGUGCCAGUGAUGCGUCAUCAAGCCGCAGCCGAGGCAAGAAACCAACAAUAAUUAGUUUUAAUCCGCUGCCCCCUCAGUCCCCAAGAUCGGCCCUCAUCCUUGACCGGUUCUCGAUUCAUUGCACGGUCCUCUACUGUUCCAACGACCUUCUCCUCUCAACUACCAGGGUUUUGGGUCGGAGUUUCUUUGACUUUGUAACUAGUCGCACAGAAAAUAGCGUACGCAGCUGGAUCGAUGUCAUUAAAUCAUGGGGUGUCAACGAUCGGGGGCAACCGAGCGAUGGCGGCUUCGGUUUUGGUAAAUUUGGGCUGCUGCUUGCUGGCAGGGAUUCAAGGGCUGAAAAUGAGCAAGAUACGCCGCUAUCGCGGCGCCGACUCGGAGACGCAAGAAUCAACUCCCGAAUGCCGUCAAGCUCACGUUGCGCCUCCUAUUCAUCGUCCGGGACGUCUUCCCGUUCACGACCACCCUCUUCAAUGUCUUUGUCUACCUCUGAUCAGGAAAUUUCUGUUGACGCUAUUUUCUCUGGGCACUCGGACGGGAUUUUACUGGUACUUCGUCCAACUCCAAAAGUAUGAGUUUGGGCACCUAUACCAUGUAUUCUCUCUCUCUCAUCAUUCUUUCUGGAUGUAUAUCAUGUGAUUGUUUUUUCGAUACCAUGUUCCAUUUCGUUUGUCUGUGUACACUUUUACUUGCUGUGUCUUUUUGCUCUCAUAAUGUAUCAUUUGAAUGCG